Messenger RNA from Macroventuria anomochaeta, 3009 nucleotides. RefSeq lists its product as uncharacterized. Lineage: Eukaryota; Fungi; Ascomycota; Dothideomycetes; Pleosporales; Didymellaceae. Gene Ontology annotation, biological process: transmembrane transport; metal ion transport. Gene Ontology annotation, molecular function: metal ion transmembrane transporter activity. The annotation marks the transcript as partial. The transcript has 4 exons. The record is from RefSeq and is a predicted model, not a curated record. Gene Ontology annotation, cellular component: membrane.
GACGAUAGCACUGGAAGCGAUGAAGACUUAGACAUGAAGAGCGAUAGCAGUGGGAGUGAGACAUCUGAAAGUCCAGCUCCUACAGAGGUUUCGGUUGAAGUCGCUCGCCCAGUGUUGACACCAACGGAUGUCGAUGGUAACAGCCUCACUUUUCAGGUCAACACCGCUUUCCUUGGACCUCCGGAUCGGGCUACAGCAAACGCCAAUGAUCUUUCCAAUAAGCGUGAACCUCAACAGUCAAUCGGAAAUGCAGAGUACCUCAGCAUUGCCAAGGCAGUUUCGAUUCAGGCUGAUGGUAGGACUUCGUUACAGAUACAUGUUCUACAAGGACCUAGAACUACCUUUAUGCAACUUGAUAUCAGCAUACGAUGGUUUCACCUACACUCCGAGAGACUAGAUCUUGUUAGCUUCAAGGAGACCUGUCUGUGUAUUACCGGACUCUCUGAACGCCUUCAGAAAUUGGUGAAAAAGCUCUUUGACAGAGUUGAAAAGGACAAACUCAAAGUCUUCCUGGGCGGCAUGUUCAUCGAGCCUGGUACGGUGCUGAGAGUCGACGAUAGCCACCGGUCAGACCCACAGAGCGUCACCUUUAGCUGUAUACCCUACUUCGAUUUGCAGACACAAGCCAAAACAAUGCCAACCACUGGCCAAGCGUUUCAUUUCCCGCCUCGGACACUUAUGCAAUCUUACUACCCUUACGAGCCAGUGCAAGAUAGAGAUGCAGAACAGGCGUACAGAAAGUUUGGCAACGAGCAGCGCGAUGCUCUUGUUCAUGUCCCAAACAUGUGGAUGAUGGAACAAAAGCUCAGAGAAUUGCGUUGGUGCAGCAGCCGCUCUCGAUACGAGAAAAGCCUGCAGCUUUCAUGGCAGACGUCAAACGGCUGCGUGGCGGUCACGCCUGGACUCUGGGCAGGCAUCCUUAAACAGAAGAACGCUCUCUUCAUCGAUCUCGAUCUGCCGAAUGACACAAAGCGGAAUGAUAAAGACGAUGUUGCAGCACAGCUUCCGUCAUCAACUGUGUUUUCGCCGAAUCCCUUUUUUCAUUGGCCUCAGACAACAGGCGCAAAUGAGGUUAAGACAGAUGGUCUCAUUUCCGACGAGAUCAAGCGAUCGAUUCAGUGCUUGGAACACGUCGAAAAGGCUAUGAUGUCGGAGGUACUGAGCAAUUACGGUUCUUACGGUGCGGUUGAAAGGACUUUCACCUCUACUGUAUAUUACCGCAAUCUUCCUGAAAAUACCGCGGAACAGGUCAAGUCGAGCUUUAAAUCACUUCCAGCAACGGACAGAAAGCUGAAAGAUUCGCAAAAAACUGGCAUCAUAUUGUACCAGACUCUGGUCACUCGCCAGCACGACACAAUCGCCCAGAAGACGUUUGAGCUGUACGAAUGCAUGCAUAAGACCUUAGCGCUCUUCGUUGCCGACGUGGACAAAGGUACGAUAUUACGCAAGUCAUGGGCUGCUAUGAAGAGUAUUUGCGAUAUCGCAAUUACGACUUGGAGGCGGGAGCCUCUGAGUCCGGAUGCAAACGAGCAGUCAGAUCCUAAACAAGCUCGUCGCUCCGCGACUCAACGAGGGUGGUUCGUUCGUCCAGAUAUCAGCACUGAAGUCACAUCAGCGCCACUCAAAAAGCUCAAGCGAACGUUUGAACGAUGCAGGAAAUGCAGUACAACUGAGAUGUACAGCACUUCACAAGCGGCGUUGUUGCACUUACAGAAGCACCUCAAGCAUCUAGAUGCCUCUGAAUCUGACUCAAUACUUCCUGAGCAAUGGGUCAUCAAUUACACCCAGAUGAAGAUGGAAGUGUGGAACGAAGGGAUUGUCGCUAUACUUACGAGAGCGUGCCAGACAGCGCAGCAGCUAUUCAAUCAAGCCCAAGAGCUCUCGGACGGUGUGCGCAAUGAAGACGGGCGGAUGUCCGACCUCUACACAUUUUCUCGUCCACUUCUCAGUGCCUUUCGCCAACUACUCAUCUUCUACUUUGCAAUCGAGCGAGCUAUGUUCUAUACAGAGGACUCAUUCAAGGAAGAGAGAAAUGCCUUCGAAGGGACUGAGUAUAUGACAACGUUACCAUUUUCGUCUGGUGGUUUGCAGGUUAUCGAGGCGUUCAGCAACGGGGUACAGCAGGCGCUGGCAUCAGCACGCAAUGAGCUCUGCUCUAUGGUCAAAUCAGCAGGAUCUACGGACAUUUCCAGUCGACUUUCACUCAGCCCAGAGUACGUCUGUAGCUGGUUCAUGCGGAGACUGAUAGUCAAGCCGCUCGAGAAGAUCAACCAUCGUCCAGGGAAGCGCCUGUUGCACUCCAUCAACCUCCUUCAAGAGGAGAUCGCGGCUCUCCAAGAAGUCAACACCCAGCAGAGCAAGCUUAUAUCGAACUACACGAGCGUUCUUGAUGAUGCAACGUACGAGAAAGACGUUGCCAGCCGCCGCGCCAUGUUCCCCUACGAGCGUAUGUUGCUCGAGUCCUGCCAGGACAGCCUGAAGAUGACGGACCAAGAGUACCGCUACUUACUCGCCCGCUGUGGCCCUCUCUCAGACAGCACGAAACAGAGCCUUGAGAUCAACGAAGAAGACCACGGGAAAGCAAUUCUUGUAUUCACCGUCGUCACGAUCAUAUUCCUUCCGCUAUCAUUUGUCACUUCGUUUCUCGGCAUGAAUACGACAGACAUCAGGGACAUGGGCAGCUCUUCGACGCUAUUCUGGGCAAUCGCAAUUCCGCUUACAGCAGUCACCAUGGGUUCGGUUCUGUACAUUGGCUACAACGGCGACGAUCUGCGUGAUACAUUCGGUUCUUUGUACCGCACGAUGACUGGCAAACAGGACCGUAGCAUCGGCGCACGAGGCAUUAGCGUAGCUCAACGCAAGCUCGCCCGCACAUCGGCAACGGACUCGAACAGUAUCCUAGAUUUUAGCAGUCUCGCAGACGAAGCAGAAUUCGCUAAUCCACGACCGGACGGCUACUAUAACCAUGCACGGACAGAUGUGUCCCGACCUCCACAUCGUCAAUACACU